Sclerotinia trifoliorum is the source of this 1452-nucleotide messenger RNA. Lineage: Eukaryota; Fungi; Ascomycota; Leotiomycetes; Helotiales; Sclerotiniaceae. The record is from the annotation of a GenBank genome assembly.
ACCUACAGCCUCCCUAGGCUGGCCUGCCUUCUCGCUUAUACGAAGUGCCUGGGGAGUUCUAUGCCCCUCUCACAGCCAGAUCGUUCGCCCAAAAUAAUACAUUGGCUUUGGGAUUAGCGGCUGCUACGACCGUAAACUCCGCCGAGAAGUUACUAUAUCAUCUUCGUUUGGACGCUUUAUGACAUAUUCGUCUUCAUCACCAAACAAGUUUAAAGAAAACAGAUAUCUAUCUCGAGCUCUUCCACCCCAGCAAAAAUUAACUUUUACUACUGAUCAAUAUGGCUACUCCAAAAACUACAAUGAAGGUUGUCUUCGGUUCCAUGACCAUUGGUAGACCAGGUAUAUAUCUACCUCAUUUAACUUUGUAAACUCGGGCUCACAAUUUCCAGGCGAAACCAUUCGUAUCACAACCGUUGAAGGUGCUCAAAAGAUCCUCGAUGUAUUCCAAAAACAUGGACAUUCAGAGGUCGACUCUGCCCGGGCCUACGGCGGCGGUUCAACCGAAGAAAGACUUGCAGAAAUUGGCUGGCAAUCUCGUGGUCUCAUCAUGCAAACCAAGCUCUAUCCCACCAAGGGAAGAGGCAUGACAGCACUCAGCAGAGAAGAAUACUCCCAUACCGCCGCCGAUAUCCGUCGCGGUUUCGAAGCCAGUAUGAAAGCGCUCAAAGCCGAUCGAAUUGAGAUGUUUUACCUCCACGGCCCAGACCGCAAUACACCAUUUGAAGAAACCCUCAGCGAGGUUAACAAGCUCCAUCAAGAGGGAAAAUUCGACCGUUUCGGUAUCUCCAAUUAUGCAUCCUGGGAAGUAGCCAGAAUGUGUGAUAUUGCCGAGAAAAACGGCUGGAUCAAACCAUCCGUCUAUCAAGGCCUGUACAACGCAUUCAAUCGAUCCAUUGAAGCUGAACUUAUUCCCUGUCUCCGUCACUACGGAAUUGCCCUCUACGCAUUCCAACCUCUAGCUGGAGGGUUCCUAACUUCUAAAUAUCAUCGCGAUCAAACCGAAUAUGAAGCCAACUCACGUUUCGAUCCCGCCAAAUUUCAAGGAAAAUUGCAUCACGGUCGUUACAUUAAUGAGCGAAAUUUCUACGCUUUAGAAGAUAUCCUUAGACCUGUGUGUAAGAAAUAUGGGCUCACAGAGGCAGAAUGUGGAUUGAGAUGGAUGAUACAUCAUUCGGUUAUGAAGAAUGAGUUAGGCGAUGCGGUAAUUGUGGGGGCUAGCAGUCCAGAGCAGUUAGAGCAGAAUUUGGUGGAUUUGGAGAAGGGAACAUUGCCGGAUGAGGUGGUGGAGGCAUUGGAGGCGGCGUGGAAGCAUAUUUCUGGGGUUUAUAAGUAUUUCCAUUAGAUGGAAGGUUGAUAUUGAGAGGAUAUGGCGGAGAAGUGGGAAUUAGUUAUUCGGUUAAAAUUAAAAGAAGAUGAUUAGCAAGUAGUCGAUCAGCUCUCAAAUCCAAUCUC